AUGAAUAAAGAGCUCAGGCGCAUUUUAUCUGGGGUACCUAUAGUAGACCAAGAAGGAAGCAUUAAUCAUAGAUACUUCGCAGAUUUUCCAGGAGCUUAUUGGUCACAAGAUGAUGAAAAUCAGCUAUUAAAAGGAAUUGAAGAUUUCGGUGUAGGAGAAUAUGAAGAAAUUGCCGAGAAAUACAUGCCAAAUAAAUCACCAAUUGAAUUAAAAUUAAGAACUUGCAUUUUGCUUGGAGCUUACAACUUAGAUGAAUGGAACGGAUUGAAAGAUCCCAAAAGAAUUGGCGCAAUUAAGAAAGCAAACGAAAAGAUGGGCAAAAAAAGCGGGAAAUGGCAAUAUGGGAUCUAUAUCAAUAAUUAA
Molecule: messenger RNA, 363 nt
Organism: Blepharisma stoltei
Lineage: Eukaryota; Ciliophora; Heterotrichea; Heterotrichida; Blepharismidae
Source: the annotation of a GenBank genome assembly